This is a messenger RNA of Macroventuria anomochaeta, 1978 nucleotides long. RefSeq names its product carbohydrate-binding module family 43 protein. Gene Ontology annotation, cellular component: cytoplasm; fungal-type cell wall. The record is from RefSeq and is a predicted model, not a curated record. Lineage: Eukaryota; Fungi; Ascomycota; Dothideomycetes; Pleosporales; Didymellaceae. Gene Ontology annotation, biological process: fungal-type cell wall (1->3)-beta-D-glucan biosynthetic process. Gene Ontology annotation, molecular function: 1,3-beta-glucanosyltransferase activity. Bases 231 to 1889 code for a protein of 552 amino acids. The transcript is spliced from 2 exons.
GCCACCCCGGCAAGCUGGUGUCAGCGGAGCCAUGCGAUGAGCGUAUUGACAGAUAGUACCUGCAGCCACCGCGCGGCCGGCAGAACACGCGAGUGUACAAAGUCCCGGAACUUCCGGUUUCCUCCCUUGCUUCAUCCUCUCCACAGCCAAGCCUCAUCUUGAAUACCAAGCUUGAGCUAUAAAGCUUCAUCCCUCGUUUGACAGCUUGCUAUCGCUUAUUUUAUGGCAACAUGAAGUUUGCUGGUGGUUUUGUAGGCCUUGGUGCCGUCGCUGCGACGCUGUUGGGCAGUGUUUCGGCGGCGAGCUACGACGACAUUCCUGAGAUUGAGGUCUAUGGACAGCACUUCUUCUACACGAACAACGGUUCGCAAUUCUACCUCAAAGGUGUCGCGUACCAGCAGAACUACUCGCCCAAUGGUUCUACCAGCUCCAACACCACCUACACUGACCCGUUGGCCGAUGGCGAUGCUUGCAGGCGAGACAUCCCCUACCUGAAACAGAUCUACACCAACAUUCUGCGAGUGUAUGCCAUUGAUCCGACUAAGGACCACGAUGACUGCAUGGCGCAAUUGGCCUCGGCGGACAUUUAUGUUGUAGCUGACCUGGGCGAGCCCGGCACAUCGAUCGAGUCGAACGACCCUGAGUGGGAUGUCACCAUGUACCAGCGCUACACCAGCGUCAUCGAUGCACUUUCUAAGUACAAGAACGUCGUCGGCUUCUUCGCUGGUAAUGAGAACGUCAGCUCAGCCAACCAGACGGCCGCCGCAGCUUUCGUUAAGGCAGCCGUACGCGAUGCUAAGGGUUACAUCUCUGCGCAGAACUACCGCAAGACGCUCGGUGUAGGCUAUGCAACAGCUGAUGUGCCCACUCGCGAUGAGCUGGCACACUACUUCGCCUGCGAGCCUGGUAACACUGGCAAUUCUACUCAGAUCGACUUCUGGGGCUACAACGUUUAUUCGUGGUGCGGAGACAGCAGCUACUCAGCCUCUUCGUAUGGCGAGCGUGUUGACUUCUUCUCCGACUACCCGGUCCCCGUCUUCUUCGCUGAGUACGGUUGUAUCGAGGGCGUCGACGGUGGCGCCACGCACCGCCCUUUCACAGAGGUGCAAGUCCUCUUCGGCAACAUGACGAGUGUCUUCUCUGGAGGUAUCGUCUACGAAUGGUUCAUGGGCGCUAACGACUAUGGUCUUGUCGAGCUCACCUCGAACGAUGCCUCCGUAUCCCCCUACCCCGAUUUCACCUCCCUGCAAUCUCAGCUCGCCUCCGUCAGCCCAACAAUCACCCAGCGCAGCGCCUACACGCCUUCCAACUCCGCGCCCGCAUGCCCCACCGUCGGAUCCAGCUGGCAAGCCUCAGCCUCGCCCCUUCCUCCCAGCCCGAACAGCCAGCUCUGCUCCUGCAUGGCCGCCUCACUGCAGUGCAACAUCAAAUCCACCAACGAGGAUGACUACGCCGAUGUCUUCGACUACAUCUGCGGCGCGAACGAAGACUUCUGCGCCGGCAUCUCCCGCAACGCUACUACCGGCACCUACGGCGGCUACUCUGGCUGCGACCCCAAGGACCAGCUUGCCUGGGUCGCCAACCAGUACUACCUUGGCAACGACAAGAGCAGCUCUGCAUGCGGCUUCAGCGGUAUGGCGACAAUCCAGACUGCUGCGACGGCGAGCACGUGCUCGAGUCUUUUGCAGGCGGUUGGUACGGCGGGGACUGGGACUGCUGCUAGUCCGACUGGAAAGGGAACCGCGGGUGCUACGGGUGCGUCCGGCUCGUCGUCGAAGGGUGCGGCUGCUGGGUUCAAUGGACCGAAGGCGGUUGAGCAUGGUGGGUUGGUUAUGGGGAUUUGGAGUGUUGUUGCGGCGGGUAGCUUGCUUGGUAUGCUUGCGUUGUAAGCAAUGGAGGAGCAUUAUGUGAGGGUGGAAUGUAGAUCUAGACACAAUUUGUAGAAUUUGAACAGCAUAUUGCGUCCCUAAGAAACAUG